UCAUUACUGUGCGCCUGGUGUUUACAGGAAACCGUCAAAAAACACCAGACACCAAACAGCAGCUGUUUUAAACCUUAAAAACAGGAGAGUUGUUUUCGAUUUUAUGACGAAUGCAUGCCCGAGUAAUAAGAGGAUCAUGUCAUUAAACACUUGCAGUCUGGGGCGUCGAUUUUGUGGUUGACUGCUCGUGUGAUUGGAAGAUGUGGAGGUUGUUAAGAAGUGAAAAUCAGCUGGAGAGCAGCUCGUUUUAAAGCCACAUGCCAGGUUGAAAGUGUCUUGAUGUGAUGGAUGAAGCUCUGGACACGCUUGGUGAGCAGCUGUACACCAGGAUUUACUCCAAACACAGAGAGGCUGCUGGGAAACUCACAGGUAUGUUGCUGGAGCUGCCAGGUCCUGUGCUGAGUCAGAUGCUGCAGGACGAGGCCAUGCUGACCGCUGCUGUGGAGAAAGCCCUCCGAGCCCUGCAGCUGGAGCAGGAGCCAAGCAGGGUAACGUGCAAGGAGGAGGACAAUGUGUCAGCGUCCUCUGACUCUCUCGGGGAGCAGCUAUUUGAGUUGGUGGACAUCUACAACACUGGUCACUCUCAGAAAAUCACAGGGAUGCUUCUGGAGCAGCACAAAGAAGCAGUUUCAAACCUUCUGUCAGAUCCCAAACUGCUGGAGGAGCAGGUGCACAUCGCCCUGGAGACACUAAAGGAGCAGAACGAGGAGACAGACUUCAGCGACGUGUCGGACGCUGACGACACAGAGAAACUGGGAGAGAAGCUCUUCUCACUGGUGGAGGAGAUGGAUUCUCUUCAUGCAAAUGAUAUCACAGGGAUGCUACUGGAGAUGGAGCCAGCGGUUCUCCGACAGCUGCUCAGCGACCACACGAUGCUGGAGGCUGCUGUUGAGAAAGCACAAUCAGCUCUGGACACUGGACAAUGACAUUUAACACGUAGAAGAACACAUUAAUCAACGACUGACCUGGAUGAACUUUUAUCACGUAUCCAGGCUGCGAUCAGGAAGUUGAAUCGUGGAGGGUUUAGGUUUGACUGGACCAACUGUAAAUAACCGUUAAACCUCUCUUCAGAUGAAUCAAAGUCAAUUUUGCCACUUUCUAAUACGGGUGCUCUCUUUGCCAACACAUGCUUUUAUUUCUCAGAUAAAAAAGACUCAACACAAGUGCCACACAAGUGUCAAAUGAAAACUAUUUAUCAGUGUUGCUCCAUCUGGGAGACAAACUUUCACUACAUCACAUCAGAGUUAUUGUUGUGGGAUGAAAACUUUUGCUGUAUGAAAGGAUUUACUUGUGUGGUUUUAAGAUAAAGUGCUUAUCUUAGUGUUGCUAACAAUUGUGUUAGAGAUGACAGUGUAUCUUUGGAUUUUUCAACUUGGUGAAAUGUCUGUUGCCAACAGAAAUACAGAAGAUAAUUCUGCAUUUUAUCAGUGCAGCUGUGUAAAUGUGGUUUUAUGGAAUGACAUGUUGGUCUGUCGGCUCAGCGCUUUAGUUCAGGCUGAACUAUGGAACCACUGGAUGGAUUGACAUGAAAUCCUGUGUAGACGUUCAUGUUCCCCAGAGGAUAAAUGCUACUGACUUUGUUGAUGCCGUUUUUGUUUUAAAUUUAAGAAUAUUUCAACAUCUUCUUGACAGAGCUGCACAAAAUGUUGAUGAAUCUGACCAACUUGGUGAUCACUUAACUUUUUAAUCAAGUGCCAUCAUCAAGUUAAAAUGUCCAAUUCUCUUGUUUUAUGAUGAAAUAACAGAAACUAAUGACGUGCCCCUCCCCCUCAGCUGUCCUCAUGUUAAUUAGCUGAUGUUGGCAUGCUAAAACACAAAAAUGGUGAAAAAAUGCAUUAACAUUGGAACUUUAAUAAAAUGUCUAUUUUAUCAAAUUUAGUAAAAAAUAUGCUUUUCUCAUGCA
Molecule: messenger RNA, 1903 nt
Organism: Hippoglossus stenolepis (Pacific halibut)
Lineage: Eukaryota; Metazoa; Chordata; Actinopteri; Pleuronectiformes; Pleuronectidae
Exons: 6
Coding region: 285-926 (213 amino acids)
Biological process (GO): regulation of double-strand break repair; protein polyubiquitination
Cellular component (GO): nucleus
Molecular function (GO): RNA binding
Source: RefSeq, a predicted model, not a curated record